AUGUGGACGCUAUGCUCGCAGUGCCGCUCACGCGUCGCAUGGCCGUUCCUGGGAAGCACAUUGUCUGCGGCACCCGUGCGAACCACACAGCCUGUCAGGCCGCCCGGUGCAGGUCGGCAUUUCGCCAUGCGUAUUCCCACCAGUCGUCACCAAUUCCAGCUGGACGUGCCAGAGGACAUCCAGCCUAUCACGCUGGCAAUCGUUGGGCGGCCCAAUGUGGGCAAGUCCACGUUGUUCAAUCGCUUGCAGUCCGGUACUCGGCGGAAGAAGCGCGAGCUGGACCACAGGGCUAUCAUCAGCGACCGCGCAGGCACAACGCGGGACCGCAAAGACGCGCUUGCCGUUCUGUAUGGGCUCCUGCUCCGCAUCAUCGACACGGGAGGACUCGAGAGCCCAAAGGAGACAUCUGCGAACACGUUGCUGCAGUCUAUGCAGGAGCAGGUCUGGAAGGCAGUUGCGGAGGCGCAUGCGAUCCUGUUCCUCAUCGACGCACAGGAGGGAAUCACGCCCAGCGACUAUGCCAUUGCAAAGAUGCUGCGCGAGGGAGCCGGAAACGCAGAUCGCUACAGGGACCUCUUCAAGACGGAGACGCCCCGAGAUGUGCCGAUUAUCCUCAUCGCCAACAAGGCGGAGAAUACCUUCAUCGGCCCCUACUUGAACGACUGCUACGAGCUUGGCGUUGGAGAUCCAGUGAUCAUCUCUGCCAAGCAGAAUCAGGGCAUGGAUGAUCUCCAUGACCGCCUCCUUCUAGAGGUUGGACACCUACAGCGCGUCGAAGAGGAAAACCCCGGCACAGCCUUUAUGCAGACGGAUGAAGAGCGUGAGUACAUGCAAGGUCUUCAGAUGGAGGAAGACGAGGACGAGGAGCCGGAGGUGGAGGAAGACGAGGAUGAAGAGGAGCUCAGUGAGCAGAGUGACGCGGAGAGCGGACCACCACCAGGGCCCACCUUGCCUUGGCUGACCUUGGACAUGCCUGAAGCGAAGUGGAACUCGCUGAGGUACUAUGCUCAUCAUCCUGCCGACCCUCUUGGGGCACUGGAUCCUGGGCUCAAGGCAGCUGUGAUGCAUGAUGACGGCAGACGGGUUGGCAAGUAUUGGCUUGACGCUCCACAGCGCUCCCUGCCAACAAAGGAGGCGAGAGACUACGUGCUGCGGCAGCGCCGCCUCGAGGAGAUGGACAACGCCAUGAAGGUGGCGAUUAUUGGGCAGCCAAAUGGUGGGAAGUCAAGCAUCAUCAACGCCCUUUUGCAGGAAGAACGCUGCGUCGUGGACGAGGCUGAUGGUACGACCAUGGAUUCCAUCAUCACGAACUGGACCUUCAAAGAACAUCCCGUAAAGCUGAUCGACACGUGUGGGAUCUACAGGGGUUGGCAGUACUCCGGUACAACCGCAGAGUUCGUCCAGCCUGGCAUGGGUACGCGCAAAGCAAUCCGGCGAGCACACGUUUGCGUGCUCUGCCUGGAUGCACAGCGCUACUCCAAGAUGACACACAACAGUUGCCCGAACAAGUUCGAGGUCAAUUUGGGCAAUUUCGUCGCGGAGGAGGGUAAGUGUCUCAUCGUCGCCAUCAACAAGUGGGAUCUGAUACACGAGAACGAUCAGCCCAAAUAUAGAGAGGAGAUCCUCAAGAGGAUUGCAGAGUCCUUCGCCUCCAUAAGAGGGGUUCCGGUGGUGUUCCUCUCGGCCAAGUACAACCUGAACCUGCCGAUGCUUAUGACGCGUAGCCUGGCGCUCUAUAAGAGGUGGAGCGCGCGACUACCUACAAGCAGGCUAAACAGCUGGCUUCAGGCUUGGAUGCUUCGAUGGCCUCCGCCAUGGCGGAAUGGGCAGAAGUGCAGCGUCAAGUACAUGACCCAGACACGCGCCAGGCCACCGACCUUUGUGCUUUGGACGAACUCUGCCUACGGCGAGUUCCCGAGGAACUACAUCAAGCAGAUGCAGAAUGCUAUGCGCGAUGAAUUCCGAAUCAGUGGGGUGCCCCUGAGCUUCAACAUUCGUUCGACUUUGAUGCCAAAGCCCCGCAAGAAGCUCUCAAAGAAAGAGAUCUUGAAGUGGAAGCGCAUGGGCCCAAAGCAGGCAAAGGUUGCAGAGAACCUCAACUCCAAGAAGAUGCCAAGGCCUUUGCGACAAGUCGACUGA
Symbiodinium pilosum is the source of this 2139-nucleotide messenger RNA. Lineage: Eukaryota; Dinophyceae; Suessiales; Symbiodiniaceae. The record is from the annotation of a GenBank genome assembly.